AUAAAAAUAUCAAACUAGUUCAACAAAUGUCGGAACCAGAACCAGAACACAACCGCCAUAUUCUCUCUUUAUAAAAGCACUCUUUCUUAUAUCAAAAAAAGAAAAAGAAAAAAAGAAGCACUCUUUCUUUCACUUCAAAAACUUCUAGAGAGAGAAAACUGAGAAACUAAACCCUAAAAAGGAAAAAAAAAAAAAAAAAAGUUUUAGAGAGAGAGAUGGGAGGGUGUGCAACGAAGCCGAAGGUGUUGAAGGAGGCUUCGGCUCCCGAGGCGGCUAAGGAGGAAAAACUCGGCGAUGCCGUAGAGCCGUUAAAGCCGCAAGAGGAUUUGACUGUUAAGGCCACGGAGAAAAUUGAUAUUGCCAAGGAAGUGGAAGAUCAGGGAGGAGAAGGAGAAGGUGAUGAGUCUAAAGAGAUUGUUGAUGAUGAAAAGGUUGAUGAACAAGGAAACAGGCGCCGCUCUCUUAGCCUCUUAUUUAAACAGAAUGAGGAAGGGAAGGACUCAACAGGAGAUGGUAAUCCAGCAGCGGAGCCACUAAAACAAGAAGAACCAUCUGUGGAUAAAAAACCUACAGAUGAAUCUGAAACCAAGCUUUCAGAGGUUGAAAAAUCUGAAAUUCCUCCUGUCCAAGAUGUUGAUGCUCAAAAUCCAGAAACUCCAAUCGAAGUGACCCUUGCCCCAGUUGUUGAUACUCAAAAGCAUGAAACUCCAGUUGAACUGACCCCUAUCCCAGUUGUUGAUGCUCAAGAGUCGGAAACUCCAGUUCGACAGACGCAUCUUUCAGAAGUUGUCAAUGCUCCUGAGAAGGCUGAAACAGAGAAAAAAAUUGAAAUUGCACCAACCGAAGCUCCAGAUGUUGCCAAUGGUACAGAGAAAGCAAUUGAACCUGCGCCACCUGUAGCGAGCCAAACCAAUGGGACAUCCGAGGAAAAGAAAAUAGAAGCCUCAGAUGAUGUUGCUAGUGCUUAUGAGGAGGCCAAAACACUGAAACCAAUUGAAGCUGCAGUAGGUACAGAGAGCCAAAAGGAUGUUACAUAUGAAGAAAAUAAAACAGAAGCAAAGGAGAGUACUGAAGUUAAAGCCAAUGUGUGAUGAGGGUCUUCUAAGACUUAUAUUAGGCAGGAAGUGAUGCAUUGCUUGUUUAUUCUACAGGGUAAGGAUGCCCGUGAUAUGGUUGCCUCAAACCAAGUAAAGAUUGUUCACUGCUUCUUGGCAACUUAUUUAGAGGAAUUGUUUAGAGGAGUUGUUUCUUUCGAUUUGUUACAUGUCAUCCUUCUUUUCUUUUGAGUUUGUUUCAUAUAUAAUUUUUUUACUUGCAUUUGAACAUAUGGGAAUAUGGGAUUGUUAGGUUAUAUGUACGAGUAUAGAUUGUUUUAAUGUUUUAUAUGCUGUAUUUUUCACA
Quercus lobata is the source of this 1401-nucleotide messenger RNA. RefSeq lists its product as uncharacterized. The transcript has 2 exons. Lineage: Eukaryota; Viridiplantae; Streptophyta; Magnoliopsida; Fagales; Fagaceae. The record is from RefSeq and is a predicted model, not a curated record. Bases 216 to 1091 code for a protein of 291 amino acids.